Messenger RNA from Jaculus jaculus (lesser Egyptian jerboa), 1705 nucleotides. RefSeq names its product cyclin dependent kinase inhibitor 2B (gene Cdkn2b). The transcript has 2 exons. Gene Ontology annotation, molecular function: protein kinase binding; cyclin-dependent protein serine/threonine kinase inhibitor activity. The coding region runs from base 1 to 417 and encodes 138 amino acids. Gene Ontology annotation, cellular component: nucleus. The record is from RefSeq and is a predicted model, not a curated record. Lineage: Eukaryota; Metazoa; Chordata; Mammalia; Rodentia; Dipodidae. Gene Ontology annotation, biological process: negative regulation of cell population proliferation; regulation of cyclin-dependent protein serine/threonine kinase activity.
AUGCGCGACGAGGACAAGGGCAUGCUCGGGGGCGGCGGCGGGGACGCGGGCCUGGCCACCGCCGCGGCGCGCGGACAAGUGGAGACGGUGAAGCGGCUCCUGGAAGGCGGUGCCGACGCCAACGCCGUCAACCGCUUCGGGAGGCGCCCGAUCCAGGUCAUGAUGAUGGGCAGCGCCCAGGUGGCCGAGCUGCUGCUGCUCCACGGCGCUGAACCCAACUGCGCGGAUCCCGCCACCCUUACCCGACCUGUGCACGACGCGGCCCGGGAGGGCUUCUUGGACACGCUGGCGGCGCUGCACCGGGCCGGGGCGCGGCUAGAUGUACGCGACGCCUGGGGCCGCCUGCCCGUGGACCUGGCUGAGGAGAGAGGGCACAGCGAUGUUGCCCACUAUCUGCGUGCAGCUGCAGGGGACUGAUGAGUUCCCGCAGCAGGCGCACACAGACUGCUCUAUCCCCCCAGUGCCCCACGCCCGCCUGGUUCAAUGAUGCGACAAACCUGCCGGAGCAACUCAACCUCCAAAGGAAGGCGAGCCAAUGGGAAAUAAGUUCCUAUAGAUGUCUUAACGUAGGUGACCCUCCACCUGCAUCCCAAGCUGAACACAGAAGUGGGGCACUAAAAUUUAGAACUGUGAAGUUAAAGGCGUCUGUUCUUCACCUUUCUGGAGGGGACGGUGGAAAGUGCAUGUGAAGUCCUCAUAUCAUCACACAGACGUUGCUGGGGUGGAAGUUGGACGCCACAGUGAUUGGCUUUGGGUGGGAGCAGUCUAGUCAGUGCUUUACUGCCCACCAAGAGCUGCCCCAGCCCCAUACAAUAUGUGCACAGACUAGAGGGAAAACAUGGAGGCCAGAUAGGGAGACUGGAAUUGGGCUUCAUCAAGCAAAGACCCUUGUAUUUAUGCACUGUGAAGUGCAUGACCCCUGGGGUGCCCAACUCCACAGGAUACUGGAGUGGAAAGAGAAGACAUAGGAAGCCAAAGCACAUCUGUCCAUAUCCCAUAAUCUGUGAACAAGAAUGAGCAGUUCUCUUUUAAAAGCGCUGGCCUUUAUUCCAUAAAGGCAAGACAGAGUCAGCUGAUGAAUUGUUGGGAGAGUAACUGGUGGUUAAUAAUUUGCUUCAUCUGUACAAGAAAAGAUACAUAAGCCCCCCAACCCCUUUCAGGAACUGACACUUGAAAAUAUUGUCAUGUUUUGUACUUUACAGAUUUUAGUAAUGAUGUAUAUUUAAUGAGACAGCAAAAUGACUCCUCCUUGGAGAGGUGGAACAGAAGGACUGCUUGCUUACUUUCCCCCUCUGUAGCCCAGGCUAGCCUCAAAACCAUGAUCCUCUUGCCUCAGCCUCCCUAAGUUUUGGGAUAGCAGGCAUAUCUGUCUUGCUAACGUUAGUUCCUUCAUGAAGCUAAGGCACCAUGGAGUCUGCUGCAUGCCUUGCUUUCAUUCAGAACCUAUAUUUAUUCCUUCAUUGUCUUCUGUUUCUGUAGUAUCUCAGGAGAAAUAUUCCAGAUGGCUUUUUAAAAGAUAGGUGCACUUGUCCAGAAAAUUAUCUUGGAGUAUUUCUCAAAGGUUUCUGGGAAAAAAAAAAUGUACAUGGAGUGGAAAGUCGCUGAAACUAUGUGAUGGUUUGUGGGAUGUCUUAACGUACUAGUACAUUGCUUGGAAAUUUCCAGUGCUGCUUGAUUCACUGUAGCACUGGGACAACUGGUAUGC